AUGGCGACCCAAAAUAUUGAUGAGGCCGUUGUGGCCAACAACCUGUUCAAUGUCGAUGGACUUGUGGCCUUCAUUACAGGUGGUGGAACUGGCAUCGGUCUGAUGAUGGCCCGAGCCCUGGCAAAAAAUGGUGCCGCCAAGGUCUAUAUCGGUGGCCGUCGACUGGAGGUCCUCGAAGAGGCUGCGGCGUCUCUAGGCCCAAAUGUCGUGCCUGUCAAGUGUGAUGUGACGUCCAAGGAAAGCCUACAGCAGGCUGUAGACUUCAUCAAGCAAGACACCGGCUAUCUGAAUGUCUUGGUCUGCAAUUCAGGCAUUGGAGGACCUAACACUAUUCAAAUCCAGGACGACACGUCGAUUGAGGAGUGGGCAGACUCAAACUGGAACAUCAGCUUUGAAGACUACACGAAUACGUUUGCGGUCAACACAAGCGCUGUCUGGUACACCGCCAUUGCCUUUUUGAAGCUUCUCGACGCGGGUAACAAAAAGGGCAACUUGGAGCAAAGCUCCCAGAUCAUCGUCACCAGCUCCAUUGCCAGCUUCAACAAGGCCGCACCAGGAGGCUGGGCUUAUGGCCAGUCAAAAGCGGCAGCAACACAUAUAGCCAAGCAUCUCUCAACCGCACUGCCACGGUGGAAUAUCAGGACGAACUGCAUUGCCCCGGGAUUGUUCCCGAGUGAAAUGGCCGCACCCAUCGUUAACAGCUUCAACGAGAAGUCGGAUACCCCAGGCAAAGUGCCCGCGCAGUUCAUACCCUUGCAGAGAAUGGGCAACGACCAGGACAUGGCUGGAACCAUUUUGUAUCUGAUUUCAAGAUCAGGAGCCUACUGCAAUGGGCUUGUCAUUGUUAUUGACGGUGGACGCCUUUUGAGAUUUCCCUCAUUGUACUAG
This is a messenger RNA of Trichoderma gamsii, 888 nucleotides long. Its product is annotated as 3-oxoacyl-(acyl-carrier protein) reductase. Gene Ontology annotation, molecular function: oxidoreductase activity. The coding region runs from base 1 to 888 and encodes 295 amino acids. The transcript has 4 exons. The record is from RefSeq and is a predicted model, not a curated record. Lineage: Eukaryota; Fungi; Ascomycota; Sordariomycetes; Hypocreales; Hypocreaceae.